Molecule: messenger RNA, 764 nt
Organism: Melanaphis sacchari
Lineage: Eukaryota; Metazoa; Arthropoda; Insecta; Hemiptera; Aphididae
Product: DNA-directed RNA polymerase II subunit RPB11
Exons: 5
Coding region: 157-510 (117 amino acids)
Biological process (GO): transcription by RNA polymerase II
Cellular component (GO): RNA polymerase II, core complex
Molecular function (GO): DNA binding; protein dimerization activity
Source: RefSeq, a predicted model, not a curated record
UCUUAUCAAUUAUUAAACUUUGCGGCAUCAGUUUUUAGACUUCUUUCAUCUUUGAUUUCUCACUUGUGUCAAACUGUGAAACAUCAUUUGCGUCACAUUAGUCUACUGUUUUCAGAUAAUUAUUAUUUAUUCUUCAGUGUAUUUUGACUCUUCAAAAUGAAUGCUCCUCCAACAUUCGAAUCAUUUUUGCUAUAUGACGGAGAAAAAAAAAUAGUCAAAGAAGUUGAUACUAAAGUGACAAAUGCAGCGAUUUUCACAGUUAAUAAAGAAGAUCAUACUUUGGGAAAUAUGAUCAGGAACCAACUACUUAAAGAUCCUAAUGUUCUUUUUGCUGGAUAUAAACAACCACAUCCAUUGGAACACAAAUUUGAACUUCGCAUUCAAACAACGUCUGAUUAUACACCUCAAGAUGCUUUAACUAAUUCUAUUACUGAUCUCUUGGCUGAACUUUCUUUGUUUGAAGAACGUUUCAAGGAAGCUUUAAGAGAGAAAAAAGAAGGACUUGAUUAAUAUGAUUAAGGUAUUCACAUAGAGCAGAGGUUCCCAACCCGUGGUAUGCGAAGAAAUUUUUUUAUUACUAUUUGCAUUCAAUAUUAUUUAGUUUAGUUUAUUUGAUAUUAGCUAAUUUUAUAAAAUUAUUAUUUUAUCAAAAUAAAUUUAAUGUCGAUAACAUGGGGUUUGUAAUCGAAGCAAUUUAGAAUUUUAGAUAAUCUAUUCUUAUCGAUAAAGCGCAUUCUUACAGUUUUAAGUGUUUUAACGUUUGU